Molecule: messenger RNA, 1500 nt
Organism: Argiope bruennichi
Lineage: Eukaryota; Metazoa; Arthropoda; Arachnida; Araneae; Araneidae
Gene: carmine
Product: AP-3 complex subunit mu-1-like
Exons: 12
Coding region: 90-1343 (417 amino acids)
Biological process (GO): intracellular protein transport; endocytosis
Cellular component (GO): cytoplasmic vesicle; clathrin adaptor complex
Source: RefSeq, a predicted model, not a curated record
GUGAAGUUAAAAAUAAACUGAAAUGAAAACAAUUCAUGCUGGAACGUCAACAAAAAACUUAGUUUCUGUCUUAAUAAAUUAGACUAAAAAUGAUUCACAGUUUAUUUAUUAUAAAUCCCUCAGGGGAUGUGUUUAUGGAAAAGCAUUGGAAAAGUGUGAUACAUCGCUCUGUAUGUGAUUAUUUUUUUGAUGCUCAGAGAAAAGCUGCAUCUCCUGAUGAUAUUCAGCCAAUCAUUGCUACACCUCAUCAUUACUUAAUUAGUAUUUUCAGAUGCAACAUGUUUUUUGUUGCUGUUACAACUACAGAAGUAUCUCCUCUAUUUGUCAUUGAAUUUCUUCACAGAGUUGUUGAAACCUUUGAAGAUUACUUUGGGGAUUGCUCUGAAUCUUUAAUUAAAGAACAUUAUGUAGUAGUUUAUGAGCUUUUGGAUGAGAUGUUAGAUAAUGGAUUCCCUCUUGCGACUGAAUCCAAUAUUUUGAAAGAGAUGAUAAAGCCACCAAACAUAUUGCGUACAAUAGCAAAUACUGUAACUGGACGUUCCAAUAUAAGUACUACAUUACCAACAGGCCAGCUUUCUAGUAUACCAUGGCGGAGAACUGGUGUAAAAUAUGCAAAUAAUGAAGCUUACUUUGAUAUAAUUGAAGAAAUUGAUGCCAUUAUGGAUAACAGAGGGUCAGUGAUAUCUGCAGAAAUACAAGGAUGUAUUGAUUGUUGUAUAAAAUUGAGUGGAAUGCCAGAUCUCAGUUUGUCUUUCGUUAAUCCAAGAAUUUUUGAUGAUGUUAGUUUUCAUCCAUGUGUUCGAUUUCGCCGUUGGGAAUCAGAGCGCAUAUUGUCUUUUGUACCUCCAGAUGGUAACUUUAGGCUGAUGUCAUAUCACAUAGGAUCUCAAAACAUGGUGGCCAUGCCUUUCUAUAUCCGGCAUGAUUUAUCAUUUUCUGAAGUGAGUGGUGGUAAGCUAGAGAUAACUGUAGGACCUCAAGUUACAAUGGGAAAAGCUCUAGAAAAUGUGAUUGUGGAAAUUCCAAUGCCUAAAUCAGUAUUAAAUAUGACUUUAAGACCUAGUCAAGGCAAAUACACUUUUGAUCCUGUAAGUAAAAUAAUGAUUUGGGAAGUAGGACGAAUUGAAUCUCUUCGAAGGCCAAACAUAAAAGGAUCUAUUGCUUUGCAAAGUGGAACCGGAACUCCAGAAAGUAAUCCUACUUUAACUGUGAAAUUUACUAUUAAUCAAUUAGCAAUAUCAGGUUUGAAAGUGAAUCGUUUGGAUAUGUAUGGAGAGAAAUAUAAGCCUUUUAAAGGAGUGAAAUAUGUUACAAAAGCUGGAAGAUUUCAAGUAAGAACUUAAAGAAAAUAAAAUGUUUUUAUGUCAUCUUUGAAACUUUCAUAUAUUCUUGGAGUUGUACAUUAUGUAAGCAAAUUUAAAAUUUAUUGAAAUCAUGUAAAUAAUGAAAAAAUAUUUUUAUUGAGAUGUAUGAAUUUGUUUUGUAAUGGAAUAUGCCAAG